CCGCACUUGGCCCUGCCACUAUUCCAGUACCCAUUGGCCUGCCCUCUCCGUUCCUCCGUCUCUACCUAACCCGGAGAGGGGCCAAGAAGCCAGAGCGCUGACCGUCCAGGCUCCAGCUUGCUUCCCGCUACAUCAGUUGGAGAGGAAAAGUUUGUGAAUUGGGCCUCCAAGUUUUGGGGGAUCCGGGCUUGCGGCGAGGGGUGACAGAGAAGGUUCGUGGAAGGUGCCUCCAUUAGCUCCCCACAUGGAGCCCACCCAGCCUUCAGAGGACCUCAGCCUGACCCAGCAGCCUCCCACCCCAGAAUUUGGGGAACCUGAAGACCCCAGGGAUGAGGCCCCGGAUGGCUCAGACACAGUGGUGCUCAGUCUCUUCCCCUGCACCCCAGAGCCUGGGAACCCUGAACCAGAUGCUGGCGCCUCUUCACCUCAGGGCAACUCCCUAAAGCACUCCACAACCCUCACCAACCGGCAGCGGGGGAAUGAGGUCUCGGCCCUGCCGGCCACCCUGGACUCCCUGUCCAUCCACCAGCUUGCAGCCCAGGGAGAGCUGAGCCAGCUGAAGGAGCAUCUGAGGAAAGCUUUGGGGAGAGUGGGCAGGGGUGCAGCCCAGUGGUACCACCCCCUCCUGCCAGGCGACAACCUCAUCAACAAGCCGGACGAGCGUGGCUUCACCCCCCUCAUCUGGGCCUCAGCCUUCGGAGAGAUAGAGACCGUCCGAUUCUUGCUUGAGUGGGGUGCCGACCCCCACAUCCUGGCCAAGGAGCGGGAGAGCGCCCUGUCACUGGCCAGCACAGGUGGCUACACAGACAUCGUGGGGCUGCUGCUCGAGCGUGAUGUGGACAUCAACAUUUACGACUGGAAUGGAGGGACGCCACUGCUCUAUGCCGUGCGUGGGAACCAUGUGAAGUGCGUGGAGGCCUUGCUGGCCCGAGGAGCUGAUCUCACCACUGAAGCUGACUCUGGCUACACCCCAAUGGAUCUCGCUGUGGCUCUGGGAUACCGGAAAGUGCAACAGGUGAUCGAGAACCACAUCCUCAAACUCUUCCAGAAUAACCUGGUGCCCGAUGAUCCUGAGUGAAGGCCACCUAC
This is a messenger RNA of Eptesicus fuscus (big brown bat), 1089 nucleotides long. RefSeq names its product regulatory factor X associated ankyrin containing protein (gene RFXANK). NCBI's taxonomy places the organism in Eukaryota, Metazoa, Chordata, Mammalia, Chiroptera, Vespertilionidae. Gene Ontology annotation, cellular component: nucleus. Gene Ontology annotation, biological process: regulation of transcription by RNA polymerase II. The record is from RefSeq and is a predicted model, not a curated record. The coding region runs from base 245 to 1078 and encodes 277 amino acids. Gene Ontology annotation, molecular function: protein binding. The transcript is spliced from 10 exons.